Messenger RNA from Gloeophyllum trabeum ATCC 11539, 747 nucleotides. RefSeq lists its product as uncharacterized. The transcript has 8 exons. Bases 1 to 747 code for a protein of 248 amino acids. The record is from RefSeq and is a predicted model, not a curated record. NCBI's taxonomy places the organism in Eukaryota, Fungi, Basidiomycota, Agaricomycetes, Gloeophyllales, Gloeophyllaceae.
AUGUUGCCAUCAGGGGUUGUCAUAGUGAAUAGAUCGGUAGCAUUUCUUGGAAACAUGCCAGAGGAUUCCCUCGAUGUCCACUCCAUCCCUGGCUUCAUUAAGAGAAGCAUGGGUGAUGCAUUGCGCGAUUCUGGCGGUGCAUAUCUGGGCAACAAGACAGUCUCCAUGAUGAGAAUUUUGUCUCGUCUUUUAGAGAUUGUCUUUGAGCAGCUCCGCGGCGUGAGAUUCGAGGAUGCGAACACCAUCGCCUUGCAUCUGCAGCGGCAUCACACUCCCAAUAAUCAGCUUCGGGGGAUUCAGCCCAAGCAAUAUGUUGUGCUGGAAAAUGAAGGGUGUACCCAAUAUCAUAUCAUAACUCUGAUACAGCCGGUCUAUAGUAUCGACAUAGAUCUCUUGGAGCAUCUGCUGCCACAGACACUCCAUCCUAUUCGGAGAGGUCCGCUGGUUCUCGUACCAGCUGGGGAUGUUGAAGCAAAGCUCCAGGAUGUGGGAUACAAGUAUCUGGGUUGUGAAUCUUCGUUCUCAGUUGUGUAUCAGAACAUGCGGACUGCGCAAAGCACACUGGAAGUGCUGGACCAGAGGUGGCUGGUCCUCCGCAUCUCCAUAGUACUCGGUGCAGUCUUGCAGAACCUGUUCAACAUGCAGGGGAAUGGCAUUCCCCAUCACUUCAGGAAUAUCCCCAUUUUUGAGAUUGCGCUCGAAAAGACGGGUGGCAUACCACUCAGCGACAUUGAACAUUGGGUCUAA